UGCUUCCCUCACGCAGUCUCUUUCCCCGGCCGCAAAACGACCGUGAGUGUCCAACUCACCGUUAUAGGAAAAAAAAAAAAACUUAAAAUAAAAACGCAUAAAAAAAUAUAAAAUCUACAAAAUCUAAAUAAAAAACAAACGCAGAAAUACUUAAACACAAACCUUUAAAAAAAUAGCAAAAUUAAAAAAUAUAAACAAACAAAGGUGGGAUUUUAAAGAAGUUCUCAAGGUUUAUUCUAAGAAGCUGGAUUUGCGGAAGCUCUUAUAAUAAUCGGGGAAAACUGAGGUACGAUUAGGAACCGGGUUGUUCACUGUUUCGGGACAAUUUCACUAAUAGCGUAUAUAUUUGUAUUCGGGGAAGCUCUAAGAAAUGAACACUGCGACGGGGAGUUAUCCGAUGGCUUCUCUCUACGUUGGCGACCUGCACCCAGACAUAACGGAGGCGAUGCUGUACGAGAAGUUCAGCCCCGCCGGACCGGUGCUCUCCAUUCGGGUCUGCAGAGACAUGAUCACCCGGCGCUCCCUCGGAUAUGCUUAUGUGAACUUCUCGCAGCCCGCUGACGCGGAGAGAGCCCUAGACACCAUGAACUUUGAUGUGGUGAAAGGGAAGCCAAUCAGGAUCAUGUGGUCGCAGAGAGAUCCCUCACUCAGGAAGUCCGGCGUGGGCAAUGUUUUCAUCAAGAACCUUGACAAGUCCAUCGACAACAAAGCCCUGUAUGACACCUUCUCUGCCUUUGGCAACAUCUUAUCCUGCAAGGUGGUGUGUGAUGAAAAUGGAUCAAAGGGCUACGCGUUUGUCCACUUCGAGACGCAGGAUGCAGCAGAUCGCGCCAUUGACAAGAUGAACGGCAUGCUUCUGAAUGACCGCAAGGUGUUUGUGGGUCGUUUUAAAUCUCGAAAAGAACGGGAGGCUGAACUCGGUGCCAAAGCCAAGGAGUUUACUAAUGUUUACAUCAAGAACUUUGGUGAUGACAUGGACGACGAACGACUGAAGGAACUUUUUGAAAAAUAUGGUAAAACCCUGAGUGUGAAAGUGAUGGCAGAUUCCUCCGGAAAAUCUAGGGGUUUUGGGUUUGUUAGCUUCGAGAAACACGAGGAUGCUAACAAGGCUGUGGAGGAAAUGAAUGGUACCGAUCUGAAUGGUAAGACUGUCUUUGUGGGCAGAGCUCAGAAGAAGAUGGAGCGGCAGGCGGAGCUGAAGAGGAAGUUUGAGCAGCUCAAACAAGAACGAAUCAGUCGGUAUCAGGGAGUCAAUCUUUACAUAAAGAACCUUGACGACACAAUCGAUGAUGAAAAAUUGCGUAAGGAGUUUUCUCCAUUUGGCUCCAUUACAAGUGCUAAGGUGAUGUUAGAAGAAGGCCGUUCAAAGGGCUUCGGCUUCGUCUGCUUCUCUUCGCCUGAGGAGGCCACCAAGGCUGUGACAGAGAUGAACGGCCGUAUCGUUGGCUCUAAACCUCUGUACGUCGCUCUUGCUCAGCGCAAAGAGGAGCGCAAAGCUCACCUCACCAACCAGUACAUGCAACGUAUUGCAGGCAUGAGGGCCAUGCCAGCUAACGCCAUCAUCAAUCAGUUCCAGCCCACAAGUGGCUACUUUAUGCCUGCUGUGCCCCAGGCACAGAACAGGACCACAUACUAUGCACCGAACCAGCUGGCUCAGAUGCGGCCCAACCCACGGUGGCAGCAACAAGGUGGUAGAGGUCAAGGCGGUUUCCAAGGAAUGCCUAACUCGCUGCGUCAGCCUGGACCCCGAGCCAAUCUCAGACACAUGACUCCUAGCAGUGGUGCACAGGGUCCACGAGGUGCCGGUCAGACCAUGGGUCCUCGUCAGUCAAUGGGAGUUCCAGGCCCCAGGGCCAUGCCGCCGUACAAAUAUGCCACUAGUGUCCGUAACCCCAAUCCCCAAGUGGUGCAACCAAUUGCCGUACAGCAGACUCAGCCAGCUGUGCAUGUUCAGGGCCAGGAGCCGCUCACGGCCUCCAUGCUGGCUGCUGCGCCGCCUCAGGAACAGAAACAGAUGCUAGGGGAGCGUUUGUUCCCGCUGAUUCAGGCCAUGCAUGCCAACCUGGCAGGAAAGAUCACUGGCAUGCUGCUGGAAAUCGACAACUCGGAGCUGCUGCACAUGCUGGAGUCGCAUGAGUCUCUCCGUUCAAAGGUAGAGGAAGCUGUUGCAGUGCUGCAGGCCCAUCAAGCAAAGAAGGAUGCUACUCAGAAAGUAGGUGGCAUGGCGACUACUGCUGCUGCUACAUCCUAAAAACCGGAUACUGUAUUAACUUGGACUGAGAAAUCAAAGUCAGGAUGGACAGAUACACUACAGUACCUACAAUAACUUAUGCAAAAAUAUCAGAAAAAAAUUUAAAUUAAGAAAAAAAUGUUAAAACCUGUUCAAGUAUGUUUCUAGUUGCAAUAUACUUUUAAACUGCACACUACGUUAAUGUGAAAGAGGAACACAGGACAUAUUUGAUCAGAAAAGGCCAGAAACCUUUUUUCCAAAACCAACAUGAAUCUUGUUCUUUAUUUUGCUUGCAGGCUUCACUUUGAUUUUAAAAUGAUCUGCUUCUUAGCCAUCUCAAAUUAUCAUGGGUGUGUGGAAUUGUCAAUAAAGGGAUGAUAAACAAA
This is a messenger RNA of Gambusia affinis (western mosquitofish), 2616 nucleotides long. RefSeq names its product poly(A) binding protein, cytoplasmic 4 (inducible form) (gene pabpc4). Gene Ontology annotation, molecular function: RNA binding. The transcript has 15 exons. Bases 371 to 2251 code for a protein of 626 amino acids. The record is from RefSeq and is a predicted model, not a curated record. Lineage: Eukaryota; Metazoa; Chordata; Actinopteri; Cyprinodontiformes; Poeciliidae. Gene Ontology annotation, cellular component: ribonucleoprotein complex.